This is a messenger RNA of Eruca vesicaria subsp. sativa (arugula), 678 nucleotides long. The record is from the annotation of a GenBank genome assembly. Lineage: Eukaryota; Viridiplantae; Streptophyta; Magnoliopsida; Brassicales; Brassicaceae.
AUGGCUGCUCUUCUUAUCCCAAUUCUCCAACCAUUCUUCUCUUCGAUCUCUGAACACUCUCAAACACCAGUCUCCACUCUAACCUCCUCCGACCAUCCUCCACGCACUGCUCUCUCACGUCGUGACGCCCUCUCACUCUCCUCCGCCUCUCUCCUCCUCUUCUCAACCGAUCCCGCAUUUGCCUUUGGAAUCUCAGGACCAAAGGAAUGGUUGAAAGAUCAGAAGAAGAAGUCUUCGAAGUUCUUGUUAGCUCCCAUUGAUGCUUCUCGUCAAAGCCUUCGCUCUGUUUACCUUUCUCUCUCAACUAGAGAAUCUGAUUAUACGGACAAAGAUUUGGAAAGCCUCCAGAACCUGUUAAGGUCUUCUGCAAGAGAUUGUGUUCCUAAAGAGAGAAGCUCUCUUGUCGAUUUUCAGUCUAAAACCGGAGUUGAGGUUUGUACAUUCAAGCUUGUUUUGAAGAAUGCUGCUUCAUUACUAGAUGAUAAGGACCCAGUCAUACUAGAAGCAGAGAAUGUUCUAAGUGAUCUUGUUAGGUCUUUUGGUUCUCUCAUUGUGCUGACGAAUGGGAUUGAUAUGAACCUUCCUUCUGAUAGAAAAAAAAUUGCUGAUGCAGUUAUGGAGUCGAUCACUUUUCUUGACAAAUUUGAGAAGCGUGUCAAGGACUGCCUUGAGAUCUGA